Molecule: messenger RNA, 1437 nt
Organism: Phyllostomus hastatus (greater spear-nosed bat)
Lineage: Eukaryota; Metazoa; Chordata; Mammalia; Chiroptera; Phyllostomidae
Gene: AP5S1
Product: adaptor related protein complex 5 subunit sigma 1
Exons: 3
Coding region: 150-752 (200 amino acids)
Biological process (GO): endosomal transport; double-strand break repair via homologous recombination
Cellular component (GO): late endosome; AP-type membrane coat adaptor complex; cytosol
Source: RefSeq, a predicted model, not a curated record
AGCGCGCGUCACCCUCGUGCUCGCGCCCGCGACUCGUCUGCGCAGGCUCGUAGGGGCCACGCAGUCGCCAUUGCUUCCCCAGCUGCCGAGCGAAGCCGCGUGGUAGUAGAAGUCUGUGGGAGCACAGGAAAGGCACCCACCCUGGAGCCAUGGUCUACGCCUUUCUCAUCCACACCUUGAGGGCCCCACAGGCUGAGGACACAGGCCUUUGCCGGGUACUCUACUCCUGCGUCUUUGGUGCUGAAAAUUCGCCUGAUGACCCACGAGCACAUGGUGCUGAGAGGGACAGACUCCUCCGCAAGGAGCAGAUUUUGGCCGUGGCCAGGCAGGUGGAGUCCAUGUGCCGGCUACAGCAGCAGGCGUCUGGCAGGCCCCUCACAGACCUGCUGCCCCAGUCCUCAGAUGAGCCGGUACCCCUGCACGAGGCCCCACAAGGGGCCUUCCGCCUGGCGGCAGGGGACCCUUUCCAGGAGCCUCGGACUGUGGUGUGGCUGGGUGUGCUCUCAUUAGGCUUUGUGCUGGUGCUGGAUGCCCACGAGAACCUGCUGCUGGCCGAGGGCACACUCCGGCUGCUGGCACGCCUUCUCUUCGACCACCUCCGGCUGCUGGUCCCUGGCUCCAAUCUCCUGCUGCGGGCUGACCGAAUUGAGGGCAUCCUGGCCCGCUUCCUGCCCCAUGGGCAGCUGCUCUUCCUCAAUGACCAGUUUGUCCAGGGUCUGGAGAAGGAAUUCAGUGCUGCCUAUCCCCGCUGACCCCUCACUGAAUGGGACUUUCCAAGAGGGCAAGGAGGAAGGACAAAGAUGUUUAGACACACAGCCAGGUAAAACUAGGCAUCCUCCUUCUUCCCAGCCUCCUCCCUGCUCUGAUGUGCUGCUGUACCCAGCACAAGUGGACAGGACAAGGUGGAGGGGAGGAAUCACAGAACAUUCUGUGCCUGGAGCUGCCACAUGACUUACGCAGACUGCUACAGUGAGCUUGCCCCGCUCAUUCCUGACCUCACUUUCUCCCAUUCCCAUCAGCCAGCCCCAUGGAGUCCACCAGCCCCCUAGUGCUGGGGUGGUGAGGAGCAGCUACCUGGAACUCGGCCCACCUUUUUCUUCCAAAUGAACAGUCAUCACAGGACAAAAGGAGUCUGAGACUCAGCUCCACCACAGUUCACAAAUAUAUCAGUUGUUCAAGGGGAUUCUGUAGAUCUUUUUGGGCUAGCCCAUGCCCACUGGGCAGCCUCAAAAUAAUCAUGGGCUUUUCUGUCUGCAGGGAGAGAAGGUGCCAUCAGAUGGGUGUAAUAGUUUUGGCCUGGAUGAUGUUGUCUUUCUCACUUUGAAUUAAAAGCACCAACUAUGAUGUUGUCACUGAUCCCUGUGGGUUAGGGACCCAAAAUCGUUGUUGUUCUGUUCAGUGUUGCUUGGCGCCAAUAGAACAAAACUGUUUGAUAAA